CUCUUCUCCCCGCGCUCGCGUGCGGGACGGUGCUGGCGGGAGCCCGGCGGCAGCUGGAGGUGACGCCGGGAACAUUACGCCUGUGGCAGGGCCGGGGCCCAGCGGAUCGCUGCGCGCUGCGCAGAGCUGCAGGAGCGCCCUGCUUGCUGUCGCCUAGCCCAGCCUGUUCCUGCGCCCGACUGGCCGAGGACCCCGGACAGCAGAGGCCCCGGGACGACCAAGCUGAUGGCGUCUUCGACCCCUUCUUCGUCCGCAACCUCCUCGAAUGCGGGAGCGGACCCCAAUACUACCAACCUGCGCCCCACAACGUAUGACACCUGGUGCGGCGUGGCCCAUGGAUGCACCAGAAAACUGGGGCUCAAGAUCUGCGGCUUCUUGCAGAGGACCAACAGCCUGGAAGAGAAGAGCCGGCUUGUGAGCGCCUUCAAGGAGAGGCAGUCCUCCAAGAACCUGCUUUCCUGUGAAAACAGUGACAGGGAUGGCCGUUUCCGGCGCACAGAGACCGACUUCUCCAACCUGUUUGCUCGAGAUCUGCUUCCGGCAAAGAAUGGGGAGGAGCAAACUGUGCAGUUCCUGCUGGAAGUGGUAGACAUACUCCUCAACUAUGUCCGCAAGACAUUUGAUCGCUCCACCAAGGUGCUGGACUUCCAUCACCCACACCAGCUGCUGGAAGGCAUGGAGGGCUUCAACUUGGAGCUGUCAGACCACCCCGAGUCCCUGGAGCAGAUCUUGGUUGACUGCAGAGACACCCUGAAGUAUGGGGUCCGUACAGGUCAUCCUCGAUUUUUCAACCAGCUCUCUACUGGAUUGGAUAUCAUUGGUUUAGCUGGAGAAUGGCUGACAUCAACUGCCAAUACCAAUAUGUUUACAUAUGAAAUUGCACCUGUAUUUGUCCUCAUGGAACAAAUAACACUUAAGAAGAUGAGAGAGAUAGUUGGAUGGUCAAGUAAAGACGGUGAUGGGAUAUUUUCUCCUGGGGGAGCCAUCUCCAACAUGUACAGCAUCAUGGCUGCUCGCUACAAGUUCUUCCCAGAAGUUAAGACAAAGGGCAUGGCGGCCGUUCCCAAACUGGUCCUCUUCACCUCAGAACAUAGUCAUUAUUCCAUAAAGAAGGCUGGAGCUGCACUUGGCUUUGGAACUGACAAUGUGAUUUUGAUAAAGUGCAAUGAAAGGGGGAAGAUAAUUCCAGGUGAUUUAGAGGCAAAAAUUCUUGAUGCGAAGCAAAAGGGACUUGUUCCUCUCUAUGUCAAUGCAACUGCUGGUACGACGGUGUAUGGAGCUUUUGAUCCAAUACAGGAGAUUGCAGAUAUAUGUGAGAAAUAUAACCUAUGGCUACAUGUCGAUGCUGCCUGGGGUGGCGGGCUGCUCAUGUCCAGGAAGCACCGCCACAAACUCAGUGGCAUAGAAAGGGCCAACUCAGUCACCUGGAACCCUCACAAGAUGAUGGGCGUGCUGUUGCAGUGCUCUGCCAUUCUUGUCAAGGAAAAGGGUAUACUCCAAGGAUGCAACCAGAUGUGUGCCGGAUACCUUUUCCAGCCGGACAAGCAGUAUGAUGUCUCCUAUGACACUGGGGACAAGGCAAUCCAGUGUGGCCGCCACGUGGACAUUUUCAAGUUCUGGCUGAUGUGGAAAGCAAAGGGUACAGUGGGAUUUGAAAAUCAGAUCAACAAAUGCUUGGAACUGGCUGAAUACCUCUAUGCCAAGAUUAAAAACAGAGAAGAAUUUGAGAUGGUUUUUGAUGGGGAGCCUGAGCAUACAAAUGUCUGUUUCUGGUAUAUUCCACAAAGCCUCAGGGGCAUUCCGGAUAGCCCUGAACGACGGGAAAAACUACACAGGGUGGCCCCCAAAAUCAAAGCGCUGAUGAUGGAGUCUGGCACGACCAUGGUUGGCUACCAGCCUCAGGGGGACAAGGCCAACUUUUUCCGGAUGGUCAUCUCAAACCCAGCCGCUACGCAGUCUGAUAUUGACUUCCUCAUUGAGGAGAUAGAAAGACUGGGCCAGGAUCUGUAAUUGCCCUCCACAGAUCAUGAGUUUAUGGGAAUUCCUUUUCCUUCUGGCACUCUAGAACAACCUCUGUAAAUGGCUAAACCACAUAGGCUAUCUCAUUGAGGGGAAAUAUAAUAUCUCAAAGAAUACUGUUUAAACCUUACUUAAGCUUGUUAUAGUUAGUAGGAAAUAAUGUUCUUUUUAAAAAGUUGCCCAUUAGGAACACAGUAUAUAUGUACAGUUAUAUAUACCUCUCUCUCUAUAUGCGUAUGUUGUAUCAUCGUGAGUGUGGCUUGGUGAUAGAUCACAGCAUGUCUCUCACUCCAAGAGAAUUAACUUUACCUUCAGCAGUUACUGAGGGGCCAAACAUGCUGCAAACCAGCUUGCCCAACAAUCCCAGGAAAGAUGUUUUUCAAGAUGUUGUGUCAUAGGGACCAAGGGACAUACUGUUGGCAAGAGUUGACCUCGUUGUCAAUGUUUCUCCUACCUGAAGUGAUGACGGAUGAAACAAAGUACCACUAGAUGACAAGAGUCACACCCUCUCCAUUAGUAUCCUGUUAGGGGAAAAUUGUAGCGGAGUCAUUGUUACAGGUGUGCUGUUGUUGUAUUUGGGGGGACUAAUUUGUGUAGAUUGUGUAUAUUUCUGUUGUCUGACCUUUGUGGGGUAGGGGAAGAACACAUGUAAUGA
Molecule: messenger RNA, 2674 nt
Organism: Odobenus rosmarus divergens (Pacific walrus)
Lineage: Eukaryota; Metazoa; Chordata; Mammalia; Carnivora; Odobenidae
Gene: GAD1
Product: glutamate decarboxylase 1 (brain, 67kDa)
Exons: 17
Coding region: 226-2010 (594 amino acids)
Biological process (GO): GABA biosynthetic process
Cellular component (GO): cytoplasm; presynaptic active zone
Molecular function (GO): pyridoxal phosphate binding; glutamate decarboxylase activity
Source: RefSeq, a predicted model, not a curated record